ACCAGGAGCUUGCCUUUGCUUGGGACGGCACACAUCAUUAGGGAUCUUUGUCUACUGUACCAGCCUCUAUCAGCCUCCUCAUACCUGCCUUCAGUCCACAUCAUCUCCUUGAAAAAUUUCCUCAACAUCAAGUGCAAAUAGUCACAAUCAGGUUGAAAUUUUCCAGUCUACGUUUAGAAUCCAAGCUGCGAAUUUCCAAGCCUGACAUUAUGGAUAUUGCCAUUCAACAUCCCUGGUUUAGACGCACCCUGGGCUACCCCACCCGCCACAUCGACAAGUUCUUUGGAGAAGGCCUGCUCGACUAUGACCUCUUUCCCUUUGCUGCCUCAAGUAUCAGCCCUUACUAUCGACACUCACUCUUCCGCAGCUUGCUGGACUCCUCCAACUCAGGCAUCUCUGAGGUGAGGUCUGACAGAGACAAAUUCACAGUGUGCCUGGAUGUGAAACAUUUCUCUCCUGAUGAGCUCAGUGUCAAGGUGACAGAUGACUAUGUGGAGAUCCAGGGCAGGCGUGGAGAAAGACAGGAUGAUCACGGCUACAUCUCCCGUGAGUUUCGCCGCCGCUACCGUCUGCCUUCUAACGUGGACCAGUCUGCUAUCAUCUGCAUACUAUCUGCUGAUGGCCUGCUUACUCUUUUUGGAGCCAAGACUGGUGGCAUAGAGGAUGGUCGUGGAGAUCGCACCAUCCCUGUUACCCGGGAGGACAAGACCAACUCAGGCUCCUCCUCUUAGACAGGUCACUCCCCACAGCCAGGUGGCGGUAUGGAGGUGUGAGUGGGGCUCACAGGGGGCUUUCAUUUCAGAGGGCAUCUAAAGGUGGAUUUAAGCAAAUCCUCUAUUUGUUUAUGAUUAAAUAAACCCUUCCUCCCAUUUCCACCUCAAAGGGUGUCAGUGUAUAUCUGACCUAAUACCUUCUUUCAUUAGACUACACUAGCUAAUAAUCUCCAUAAUCCACUAUGAUUGUUUUCAUUUUUCAUGACACACAGGAAAUGGAUCAGGAUGAUUGGCUGAGGGUCUCAUUUCUUAAUCAAGCUUCUACACUCCUCUCUAGUCAGAUGAUAAAUUGCAAACAGUCAUUGCUCUGAUUUUUGACCAUCCUGGUGAUCUAGGCUACAAUAAGAGUAAUCAUUAUUUAAAAGUAUAAUCCUUUAUUGUAAAGGAUAGGACAGUUGGAGAACUUGUGCUCCAAGAAAGGUUGGCGAGCUUGGUUAAAACUUGAUCUGUUUGAAGAUUUCUGAUCCAAGGGAGAUUCCAUCAUCAGUCAGACCUCGGCCUCCUCAUGUCAUGACCUCUUUUCUAGACUUCUCUUGUCAUUGACUCUUUCCUGUCUUGUAGAUUUUAGCCCUGUUCUACUCAUUACUGACUCCCCAGUGGUCUACUAAAAGUGAUUAAAAAUAAAUAAAUAAAGUUGUACCAUUAA
Messenger RNA from Sinocyclocheilus rhinocerous, 1419 nucleotides. RefSeq names its product alpha-crystallin A chain-like. The coding region runs from base 210 to 731 and encodes 173 amino acids. Lineage: Eukaryota; Metazoa; Chordata; Actinopteri; Cypriniformes; Cyprinidae. Gene Ontology annotation, molecular function: structural constituent of eye lens. Gene Ontology annotation, biological process: lens development in camera-type eye; response to heat; negative regulation of apoptotic process. The transcript is spliced from 3 exons. The record is from RefSeq and is a predicted model, not a curated record. Gene Ontology annotation, cellular component: cytoplasm; nucleus.